AUGGUUCAUGAGCGACGAAUUAGUGAUAUAAUGGAGAACGGUAAACUUUCGCCAAUCCCUGAAGAUCCGACUUCUCCUAUUGUAGAAAUGGAAAUGGAUUUAGAUGCGAAUUUGGAAUGUGAGAUUAACAAAAAUUAUGAAGGAUAUUCGGCCGACGACGACGAAAACGUAAUGGAAUU
Molecule: messenger RNA, 179 nt
Organism: Funneliformis mosseae
Lineage: Eukaryota; Fungi; Glomeromycota; Glomeromycetes; Glomerales; Glomeraceae
Source: the annotation of a GenBank genome assembly